Messenger RNA from Rhineura floridana, 4949 nucleotides. It is a transcript of the gene CPS1, whose product is annotated as carbamoyl-phosphate synthase 1. Gene Ontology annotation, molecular function: ATP binding; metal ion binding; carbamoyl-phosphate synthase (glutamine-hydrolyzing) activity. The transcript has 38 exons. The record is from RefSeq and is a predicted model, not a curated record. Gene Ontology annotation, biological process: 'de novo' pyrimidine nucleobase biosynthetic process; L-glutamine metabolic process; L-arginine biosynthetic process. Lineage: Eukaryota; Metazoa; Chordata; Lepidosauria; Squamata; Rhineuridae. Gene Ontology annotation, cellular component: cytoplasm; carbamoyl-phosphate synthase complex. The coding region runs from base 130 to 4635 and encodes 1501 amino acids.
UGCAAAGCAAAGGCAGCUGAGUCAGUAGACCAACUGCCCCUCAAACUUUGCUUCCAUUUGGAUAGUUUCUAUACCUCCCCAUUUUUUCUCUCUUAAGAAAAUAAUUUUUAUUUUGCUACUUUCCCCAAAAUGACAAGAAUCUUGACAACUUGCAAGAUGGUGAAAACGGCAAGAGGGGGAUUUGGUGUUUUCCAUAGGACUGUUCAGCAUAACCGAUACUUUUCAAGAAUUGGUAUCCGAUCACUGAGUAUGAAGGCACGGACAGCCAAUUUGGUGCUGGAAGAUGGGACAAAGAUGAAGGGCUACUCCUUUGGUCAUCCGUCCUCUACAGCUGGGGAGGUUGUGUUCAAUACUGGUCUGGCUGGGUAUGCAGAAACCCUGACUGAUCCCAGCUACCAUGGACAGAUUCUUACACUGGUUAACCCUGUCGUAGGAAAUGGUGGCGUCCCAGAUACUGCUGCUUUGGAUGACAUGGGCCUCAGCAGGUUCUUGGAGUCUGAUGGCAUUAAGGUUUCAGGUUUGCUGGUGUUGGAUUAUAGCAAUCAGUAUAGUCACUGGCGGGCUGUCAAGACCCUUUCAGAAUGGCUGAAAGAAGAAAAGGUCCCAGCUCUUUAUGGUAUCGAUACCAGGAUGCUCUCUAAAAUUAUCCGAGACAAGGGAACUGUUCUCGGGAAGAUUGAAUUUGAGGGUCAGCCUGUGCAAUUUUUGGACCCAAACAAGAGAAACUUGAUUGCUGAAGUUUCAACAAAGGAAGUCAAAGUAUAUGGCAAAGGAAAUCCAAUCAAAAUUGUAGCUGUGGAUUGUGGAUUAAAGCACAAUGCUAUUCGUUUGCUAGUAAAGAGAGGUGCUGAGGUGCAUUUGGUUCCUUGGAAUCAUGAUUUCACCAGGAUGGACUAUGAUGGGCUUUUAGUUUCUGGUGGUCCUGGUGAUCCAACCCAAGCACAAGAGCUAAUUGUGAAUGUCAGGAAGAUUCUAGAGAAUGAUCGCCAGGAGCCUUUGUUUGGAAUCAGUUCAGGAAAUCUAAUCACUGGUCUAGCAGCUGGGGCUUCAUCCUACAAAAUGCCCAUGGCCAACAGAGGACAGAAUCAACCAGUUGUGAACAUGAUAAAUGGACAGGCUUUCAUUACUGCUCAGAAUCAUGGCUACGCGAUAGACAGCAACUCCCUCCCUCCUGGCUGGAAGCCUCUAUUUGUGAAUGCAAAUGAUCAAACAAAUGAGGGAAUUAUGCAUGAGAACAAGCCGAUUUUCACAGUGCAGUUCUACCCAGAAGCCAAUCCUGGACCAACAGACACAGAGUUCUUAUUUGAUUCAUUUAUAUCACUGAUCAAGAAGGGAAAAGGUACCACCAUUGCUUCAGCGCUGCCCAAGGCCGCAGCUGCAACUUCGAGAGUUGAGGUUUCCAAAGUUCUAAUCCUAGGAUCUGGUGGUUUGUGCAUUGGCCAAGCAGGAGAAUUUGAUUAUUCUGGAUCACAGGCUGUCAAGGCCAUGAAGGAAGAAAAUGUGAAAACUGUCCUGAUGAACCCCAACAUCGCCUCAGUUCAGACCAAUGAAGUUGGCCUAAAGCAGGCUGACACAGUUUACUUUCUCCCAAUCACCCCACAGUUUGUUACAGAGGUCAUCAAAGCAGAACGGCCGGAUGGGUUAAUUCUUGGUAUGGGCGGGCAGACUGCUCUCAACUGUGGAGUGGAGCUAUUCAAACGUGGCAUUCUGCAAGAGUAUGGAGUGAAGGUCCUUGGAACUUCAGUUGAAUCUAUCAUGGCCACAGAGGACAGGCAGAUGUUUUCCGACAAGCUGAAUGAAAUCAAUGAGAAGAUUGCUCCCAGCUUUGCUGUAGAAUCGAUAGAAGAUGCUUUAGAAGCUGCAGAAAAAAUUGGCUACCCAGUCAUGAUCCGCUCAGCUUAUGCCUUGGGCGGACUAGGAUCAGGUUUAUGUCAUGACAAGGAACAACUGCUGGAUCUCGGUACCAAGGCAUUUGCAAUGACCAGUCAAAUUCUUGUGGAGAAGUCAGUAGUAGGAUGGAAAGAAAUUGAGUAUGAAGUUGUGAGAGAUGCUGCUGACAACUGUAUCACUGUCUGCAAUAUGGAAAAUGUUGAUGCAAUGGGAGUUCAUACAGGUGAUUCUAUUGUAGUGGCUCCCAGCCAAACACUUUCAAAUGAGGACUUGCAGAUGCUACGGGAAUCGACUAUCAAGGUUGUCCGCCACUUGAACAUUGUAGGGGAGUGUAACAUCCAGUAUGCCUUACAUCCUACCUCUCUGGAGUACUGCAUCAUUGAAGUGAAUGCUAGGCUUUCUAGAAGCUCUGCCUUAGCAUCAAAGGCCACAGGGUACCCUUUGGCAUUUAUUGCUGCCAAAAUAGCUCUUGGGAUCCCUUUGCCAGAAAUCGAGAAUGUGGUCUCAGGAAAGACAACUGCCUGUUUUGAGCCUAGCCUGGACUACAUAGUAACCAAGGUGCCCCGCUGGGACCUUGACCGCUUUCAGGGUGCCUCCAGCCAGAUCGGUAGCUCAAUGAAGAGUGUGGGUGAGGUUAUGGCUAUUGGGCGAACAUUUGAAGAGAGCUUUCAGAAAGCCUUAAGAAUGUGUCACCCCUCCAUUGACGGUUUCACAUCAGACCUGCCAAUGAACAAAGAAUGGCCAGCUAAUGUGGAUUUCAGGAAAGAGCUGGCUGAAGCCUCCACCACACGAGUCUAUGCAGUGGCCAAGGCCUUGAAUGACAACAUCUCUGUAGACAAUAUCCAUAAACUUACAGCCAUUGAUAAGUGGUUCAUCUAUAAAAUGCAUGACAUUGUGAAAAUGGAGAAGAAUUUGAAAUGUCUUAAUAGUGAGCCAAUUCCAGAGGACAGCCUGAGGAGAGCCAAGCAGAUCGGCUUCUCAGAUAAGCAGAUUGGGAAAUGUCUGGGAGUGACUGAAGCACAGAGCAGGGAACUGAGGCUCAAGAAGAACAUAACACCUUGGGUGAAACAGAUUGACACACUGGCAGGAGAAUACCCUGCUGUAACUAAUUAUCUCUAUGUCACUUAUAAUGGCCAGGAGCAUGAUGUAAAAUUUGAUGACCAUGGAAUGAUGGUGCUAGGCUGUGGACCAUAUCACAUAGGGAGCAGUGUAGAGUUUGAUUGGUGUGCCGUUUCUUGCAUCCGCACAUUGCGUCAGCUCUGCAAAAAGACAGUUGUAGUGAACUGCAACCCGGAGACGGUGAGCACUGAUUUUGAUGAGUGUGACAGGCUCUACUUUGAUGAACUAUCACUGGAGAGGAUUUUGGACAUCUACCAGCAGGAGGAAUGUGAUGGCUGCAUCAUCUCUGUAGGAGGGCAGAUUCCAAAUAACCUGGCUGUGCCACUUUACAGAAGUGGAGUUAAAAUUUUGGGUACUAACCCGCUGCAGAUUGACCAUGCAGAAGAUCGGUCUGUAUUCUCGGCUGUUCUUGAUGAACUGCAAGUAGCUCAAGCGCCUUGGAAAACAGUUAAUUCUUUGAAAGAUGCUGUUGAAUUUGCUAACCUGGUUGGCUACCCAUGCUUGCUGAGACCUUCAUAUGUUUUGAGUGGCUCAGCAAUGAAUGUAGUCUGUACAGAAAAAGAAAUGAAGAAGUUCUUGGCAGAGGCAACCAGAGUUUCACAGGAACACCCUGUUGUGCUAACAAAAUUCAUUGAGGGAGCUCGAGAAGUGGAAAUGGAUGCGGUUGCAAAGAAUGGAAAGGUUAUCUGUCAUGCUGUUUCUGAGCAUGUGGAAGAUGCAGGAGUUCACUCUGGAGAUGCUACAUUAAUGUUCCCUGCACAAACAAUUAGCCAAGGAGCCUUGGAGAAGGUGAAAAUUGCAACCAGAAAAAUUGCAGAUGCCUUUGUUAUCUCGGGACCAUUCAACGUUCAGUUUCUCAUCCGGGGAAACAAUGUCUUGGUGAUAGAGUGCAACCUGCGAGCUUCACGCUCUUUCCCAUUUGUGUCAAAGUCUCUUGGUCUGGAUUUCAUUGAUGUGGCCACUAAAGUGAUGACUGGGGAACAAAUCCACGAGUCCACCCUUCCUGCACUGGCAAACCCCAUGAUUCCUUCUGACUAUGUUGGCGUCAAGGCUCCCGUGUUCUCAUGGCCCCGUCUGAGAGAUGUUGACCCUAUUCUCCGAUGUGAAAUGGCAUCCACUGGGGAGGUGGCCUGCUUUGGGGAGAAUAUCCAUUCUGCCUUCCUGAAGGCAAUGCUAUCUACAGGAUUUAAGCUGCCACAGAAGGGAAUUCUGCUUGGAAUCCAGCAUUCCUUCCGUCCCAAAUUCCUUGAUGAAGCAGAGCAGCUGCAUAGUCUUGGUUUUAAGCUUUAUGCUACGGAAGCAACUUCUGACUGGCUCAAUGCCAAUGGCAUUCCUGUAUCUCCAGUUGCAUGGCCAUCCCAGGAAAGCAUGGACCCCACGCGCCUUCCAGUCAGAGAGCUCAUAAAAGAUGGGAGCAUAGACUUGGUAAUUAACCUUCCCAAUAACAACACAAAGUUUGUCCGUGACAAUUACCUGAUCCGCAGGACAGCUGUUGACAGUGGAAUUUCUCUCCUCACUAAUUUGCAGGUGGCAAAGCUCUUCACUGAAGCAAUCAAACACUCUGGAAAACUGGACUCUAGAAGUCUCUUCCACUACAGACAGUUCAAUGCCAAUGCAGCAGCGUAAAAGAACAUCCUGCUAGCAUCGCUUCCUAAUACUGGAGGGGGAAUGAUAUUCCCGACAGAUGACGUCUGCCCUGUUCUGUAGAUAAUAACCUCAAUUAAUGUCUUCAUGUAAAAGUCUUGUCUUCUACUUUGGAGACACUACUGUGCCUGCAUGUUCUAAAUGUUGAAUAUUUGAAAACUUUAUACCCUGGGACUUCGUUAGAAGUAUCCCAUUGAAUUCAGUGGGACUUAUUUCUAAGUGCACUUGCAUAGUAUUUGGGUGGCAAGUUGGAAUCCCAGAGACUUCGCAAAUUGAUUGAAAUGUUAAAGAAUAAA